CAGCCGAGUGGGAAACAGCAGGGAGAAAUCUGUGACAGGUGGGAGGCAAGUGAUUAAGAGGAACCUGACCGAAGAAGCACAAAGAGAUGUUGGUGGCUUGUGCAGGUGAAGCUGUCUCCCAGGAAAGCCUGUGCUGGUAAGACUGCCGUGGCAGAGCGAGGCGAUAGUCCCUGCGCUUCUACCCUGGCAACACUGCAGAGAAGUGCCUUCUGAAGCCGUGGAGAUGAACGCCAGAGGCUUGAGGAUCCCCUUGCUGCUGUUGCUGGUGACUGUAGUUGCAAUGGCCAAUGUGACUUACAUCCAAAGGUGGGGGGGCUUCAAGGAGAAGGCCACAAGCACGAAAAACAUGAACUCUACACUCCAUUUCUUCAUCCAGUUCUACAACAAUGCAAGCAACGACACCUACUUGUUUCGAGUUCAGAAGCUAAUUCAAAGUCAGAUGCAGCUGACCACAGGAGUGGAGUAUUUCGUCACUGUGAAGAUUGGCAGGACCAAAUGCAAGAAAAAUGAGACAAAGAAAGCUUCCUGUCCUCUGCAAAGCAGCAAGAUGAAAAAGAGCCUGAUUUGCACAUCACUGAUAUACACUGUGCCCUGGGCAAACUACUACCAGCUCUGGAACAACUCUUGCCAGGAUCACAGAGGGUCCAUGUGAAGAGCUCCUACUGACACCCAGAUGCCUGUGUUGUGUACUGGUUUUUAUAGAGCUCUAAGAGGA
Molecule: messenger RNA, 715 nt
Organism: Peromyscus leucopus (white-footed mouse)
Lineage: Eukaryota; Metazoa; Chordata; Mammalia; Rodentia; Cricetidae
Gene: Cstl1
Product: cystatin like 1
Exons: 4
Coding region: 224-652 (142 amino acids)
Molecular function (GO): cysteine-type endopeptidase inhibitor activity
Source: RefSeq, a predicted model, not a curated record